This is a messenger RNA of Tripterygium wilfordii, 841 nucleotides long. Its product is annotated as nuclear transcription factor Y subunit B-9-like. NCBI's taxonomy places the organism in Eukaryota, Viridiplantae, Streptophyta, Magnoliopsida, Celastrales, Celastraceae. Gene Ontology annotation, cellular component: CCAAT-binding factor complex; nucleus. The record is from RefSeq and is a predicted model, not a curated record. The transcript has 3 exons. Gene Ontology annotation, biological process: regulation of transcription by RNA polymerase II. Gene Ontology annotation, molecular function: protein heterodimerization activity; DNA-binding transcription activator activity, RNA polymerase II-specific; RNA polymerase II cis-regulatory region sequence-specific DNA binding. Bases 155 to 841 code for a protein of 228 amino acids.
UCGCCACGGCAAGCAUGCAAGAACAACCUACGAAGCCUACGCUGGAAGUGGAAGCUCAAGCAACAUUACCAUCAACAACAACAGAAAUACAAACUCUGUCACCAACUAUGGAGAACAACACAGGCAACAAGCGACCCGUGAGCAGGAUCAAUACAUGCCCAUCGCGAAUGUGAUCCGAAUCAUGCGUCGAAUCCUCCCACCCCAUGCCAAAAUAUCUGAUGAUGCUAAAGAAACCAUCCAAGAAUGUGUGUCUGAAUUCAUUAGCUUUGUCACCAGCGAGGCCAACGAGCGGUGCCAUCAGGAGCAGCGCAAGACUAUCACCGCGGACGAUGUUUUGUGGGCGAUGGGAAAGCUGGGGUUCGACAACUACACUCAGCCUCUCAGUCUCUUUCUCCAGCGCUACCGUGAGGCGGAGAGAGAGAGCAACUCUGUGCGCGGGGAGAGUCUUCCAAAGCGCGGAUUAGAUUAUGGUGCUGCUGCUGCUGUUUCUCUGCCUCCCAUUUUGCCUGCAUUUAACGUGAGUGGCAACAUUCAGACAAUGAUGUAUGAUCCUGCACAAGUAGUGAUGGGUGGAUACUACAGGGAUGAAUCUGGAGGCUCUUCAUCACAGCAGAAUGUGAACAACAUUCAUGGUUUUGACAACUUUCCGCAGGGAGUGCCCGGCAACAAGAUUGAUGAUCAAUCGUUCUGUGUUUCUUUUUCCCAUUCAAAUGAGAUGAAAGAACUAAGACGCAUGCGUAUUGGAUUGGAUAAAUUGGUUGCUGCCAUUUUCCCCAACAUUACAAUUGAAAAUCCAUGGAUGAAGAAGUUCAAUGGCUCUAUCAUCAAUACAGAUAUCUAA